Paramacrobiotus metropolitanus is the source of this 2319-nucleotide messenger RNA. Its product is annotated as beta-2 adrenergic receptor-like. Gene Ontology annotation, cellular component: membrane. Lineage: Eukaryota; Metazoa; Tardigrada; Eutardigrada; Parachela; Macrobiotidae. The coding region runs from base 642 to 1958 and encodes 438 amino acids. The record is from RefSeq and is a predicted model, not a curated record. The transcript has 4 exons. Gene Ontology annotation, molecular function: G protein-coupled receptor activity. Gene Ontology annotation, biological process: adenylate cyclase-activating adrenergic receptor signaling pathway.
GGUAAUCGUUACUCUUGUUGUCGGAGAUGUGGAAAUUAGGCACUCGUUUUUCCGCGGACACCACACCAAGCUCCGGAUAGAAUGAUGAAUAUAACACAUGCAUCUUACCGGCAAUGAUUCGUACAUCUGCAUCACGUGUCUUCCCGUGUCGUAGCCCGGUUCUCUCUCUUUCUCUCUCCCCUCACAGCUGCGUGUUCUGCCGGUUUGUAUCGGAUUUCUUUGUACGCCAACUAGAGGCGCGCGCUAUAUAAAAACUUAGUCAAUGUCGCACUACUUAGAUGAUCGGCAACAUCAGUUUAAGAACCACUGUCGAGUCCUGUCAAUGGAAUUAAAGUGAAAUGGAGCGAAGAGGACUAUCUCCUCCGUUCUCCAUCGUGGAGUGUUGAUGAUCCCCAGUGCAAUAAGGAGAUUGAAAAAGUUAGCCCCUGUGAUAUUAUGUUUGUUCCUUCAGACAAAGCGCCAUCGGCAACACUGACUCGGCCAUAUCCCGUGCAGCCGCAUCCGCGCUGACGAUGCCGAAGCGGACUAAUCCACACUAAUCACAAACCGUUGUUUCCGGUGCGCAUCUGUAUGGUGUAUGCAUUCGCUCAUUACAUUCAUCCAUCAUCAGCACACCGGAUUGUUCUUUUGUCAUCUUCCGCAUGGCGGGCAUGUUAUCGCAUUCACCUGAGCCGUUAUUUGUUUCCGUUGCCGAUCAUCGCAUUAAUUGGACACAUCACAAUGCAUCAUCGCCAAUGUCCCUGAAUAAUAAUACAACCGACACAGUCGUUGAAUCAUCGUUUUUGAUAUCCUUUCUAUUGGGGACGUUAUAUGCGCUGAAUAUAAUUAUCUCGUUUUUGGGUAACGCCAUGGUGAUUAUUGCGGUGACCACGACGCACAAGUUGAAAACCAUUACAAACUAUCUUCUAAUGUCGCUGGCGGUAGCUGAUUUGACGGUCACGGUCCUUGUGAUGCCCUACGCACUUGUAUACGAUAUUGUCGGCACAUGGCAUUUCGGGCAAACAUUUUGUCUAUUCUGGAUGAGCUGGGAUGUGAUGUGCUGCACCGCCAGUUUGCAGCAUUUAUGCGCUGUCUCGGUAGACCGUUACUUGGCGAUUCAUGAUCCGCUGCAUUACUACGAACGUAUGUCCAGUCGCAAAGCCGUGGUAAUUGUGAUUGUUAUAUGGAUAAACAGCAGCUGCAUUUCCUUUAUGCCCAUCUUCAUGGGCUGGUACCGGAAACUUAAUCACGAAACACCCGUUGGACAAUGUUUCCUGAACAUAAACAUGACAUACGCUGUAAUAUCCGCCACUGUCUCCUUUUACAUUCCCUUCAUUAUUAUGGCCAUUUGUUAUCUGAAGAUCCUGUCGAUUGCUCUCCAACAAGCUAAAGAAAUCCAAAAAAUUCAGCGUACUGUCCAAUUACAGACAUUCGAAGACAGUCAGUGUUUAACCAACAAGUCCAAAUCACUGGCUAGUGAGCGGAAAGCAAUUAGGACACUAGGAAUUAUUUUUGGCAUGUUCUAUCUGUGCUGGCAACCAUUUUUUAUCAUCUACUGGAUCUACGCCUUCGCGGCCAAUCCGGAUAUUCCCAACUGGAUCCGGUCGACUAUUACGUGGCUGGGUUACAUUAAUUCCGCCAUGAAUCCGCUAAUCUACGCACUAAAUCCGGAUUUUCGCGCCGCGUAUAAGCGCAUCAUUAAGUCGGCACUCCGGAAAUGCGGCAUUUGUUUGGAGGAUAAUGCCGGAACAAUAAGGUAUGGCUCGACCACGAUGUACAACGUCGGAAGUGAUACGACGAAUACACUGACAAUCGGCGAUACCGCCAGCGCGGCAUUGGAGAGGAUCGGAUCGAGAAAACAUACCGCACGCAACUACGCCAGCCUGGGAGAGACUCCGAUGAGCCAAUUAAAUGGCUUGCAUACUUCCGACCGAUUGAUUGAUGAAACCUCAACAAAUCUGACUUCUAAGCCGUCGUAAACAGAAAAUUACUUAGCCAUUUAUGUUCGGCCUAACUGCGUGGCGCGACACACACUAUCAAAACUACUCCACAACCGUGGCAAUGGUUUCCGUGUAUCAUUCAGCAAAUAGGCAUUUUUGCCAGCUCAAGGGGCGUAUUCAGAUUGUGCCACGCCAAAUUAAGCUGCCUGUUAAUUCCGUGUUUUCAGUCCCUCCAAAUGAACAUUACAUGCCACCAAAACGUACGUGUAAGUGCGUCUUUGGUAAUCAGCCAAUUCUUUUUUGUAAUUAAGCUCGUAUUUUUGGGCCUAUCAACCCCUGUGCACACGUCAGUCCAUUUGCGCAAUGGCGCAAGUGGGAAUAUUUAUUUCUGAUUAAAAAU